Messenger RNA from Pseudogymnoascus verrucosus, 959 nucleotides. RefSeq lists its product as uncharacterized. NCBI's taxonomy places the organism in Eukaryota, Fungi, Ascomycota, Leotiomycetes, Thelebolales, Thelebolaceae. The transcript has 3 exons. Gene Ontology annotation, molecular function: metal ion binding; superoxide dismutase activity. The coding region runs from base 163 to 852 and encodes 229 amino acids. Gene Ontology annotation, cellular component: mitochondrion. Gene Ontology annotation, biological process: superoxide metabolic process. The record is from RefSeq and is a predicted model, not a curated record.
CAAUUAUCACUGUACAGUAAUAUGACGUUUUACUCCGAAGCUCUGUUUACUUGCUCAUGAUUUCAUAUCCGUCAUCUUCCACAUACCUAAAUUUAUCUUUGCCCAACUAUUUCGUUUGCGCAAUCUUAUAAUCUUUACUGUUAGAUAUCCAAUCACUACACAAUGUCUGCCACACUUUUCCGCAGCUCCCCGGCUGUCCGCUCAGCCCUCAAGGCCGGAGCUUCAAAGAGAGCCGCCGGAGUUGCAAGCACCACCUUUGUCCGCGGAAAGGCCACCCUACCAGACCUUCAAUACGACUAUGGCGCACUCGAGCCAGCCAUCUCUGGCAAGAUCAUGGAGCUCCACCACUCCAAGCACCACCAAACCUAUGUCACCAGCUACAACGCUGCCACCGAGCAGUUCCAAGCCGCUGAGGCCAAGCAAGAUAUCGCCGCAAAGGUUGCUCUGCAGCCAUUGAUCAACUUCCACGGUGGUGGUCACCUCAACCACACCCUGUUCUGGGAGAACCUGGCACCAAAGAGCCAGGGCGGUGGUGGAGAGCCAUCCGGCGCGCUUAAGACCGCUAUUGAUGACUCGUACGGCUCGUUCACCGAUUUCCAAAGCAAGUUCAACACAGCGCUUGCGGGUAUCCAGGGCAGUGGCUGGGCAUGGCUCGUGAAGGACAACCAGACCGGUAAGGUCCUGAUCAAGACCUACGCAAACCAAGACCCAGUUGUCGGCCAAUACACUCCCAUUCUGGGUGUCGAUGCGUGGGAGCAUGCAUACUACCUGCAGUAUGAGAACCGCAAGGCCGAGUACUUCAAGGCCAUCUGGGAUGUCCUUAACUGGAAGACCGCGGAGAAGCGUUUCUAGAUGCGGCAUGUGAAAAAAUAAUAGCUACAUAUAUAUAUUGCAAAUGACAUGUAAGAGUGGCGAAUGUACCACAAACUGUCCAAUCUAUUGCCUAGCUUUGCCCCCAA